Molecule: messenger RNA, 1263 nt
Organism: Microthlaspi erraticum
Lineage: Eukaryota; Viridiplantae; Streptophyta; Magnoliopsida; Brassicales; Brassicaceae
Source: the annotation of a GenBank genome assembly
AUGGAAGAAUCUCACAUCGAGAAAGGAGAAUGCCAAAACAAACUGGAGGUUGCUCCUGCGUUGAUAUCCGUUCAUCCAUCUCAGAAAUCUGUCGCUGUCACUGUCGGGUCGGAUCUUCGUGUAUUCGAUCUCAUAGAGAACUGUCCAAUUACUCUGGUGGAUGAAUCCGAAGGGCCUGCUCAUAAAGAUUCCAUAAGAGCUAUUCGUCAUGGUGCAAGUGGAAAGCUUUUUGUGUCUGCAGGCGAUGACAAGCUCGUUAAGAUCUGGUCUGCAGACUCCUGGCGCUGCCUUAACACCGUAUGCUCUGAGAAGAGAGUUACCGCAGUUGCUAUAAGCAGCGAUGAUUCGUAUGUUUGCUAUGCGGAUAAGUUUGGUGUUGUAUGGGUGGUCGAGCUUGAUGGCAUCAAUGAGGGUAAAGUUUUGCCUGCUAAGAAGGGUGCGUCGCUGCUCUCCCAUUACUGUAGUAUUAUUACUCGCCUGGAUUUUUCUCCAGAUGGUCGCUAUAUUGUUAGUGCAGAUCGGGACUUUAAGAUAAGGGUGACUGUUUUCCCCAAGAAGCCUCUAGAAGGGGCUCAUGAAAUACAGAGCUUUUGUCUUGGACAUACAGAGUUCCUCACCUGCAUAGCAUUUGUCUGGAAUCCAGAGCUUACUCAAGGAUACCUCAUGUCUGGAAGUGGAGAUUCAACUGUUCGUCUGUGGGAUAUUACAUGUGGGUCUCUUCUCGACACAUGUGACGUUAGUACAAUGGUAGGAGAUUUAGAGUCUAGUGAAAGCGAGCCGCCUUCCCAAGUCACAGUUACCGAUAUUUGCACUAUCCCAAAUUCAUCUCUUGCAGCAGCAGCUAUCCAAAGCUUCCAAGGAAUAGUAUUGUUAAGCUGUGAUUUAUCAGCUCAUACUCUCUCUAUCACAAAGGUGAUCAAAAUCCCUGGAGAAAGUUUCAUUCCCACAAGCAUCUCUGUAAGCAAGUUUCUAUGGAUGGUAUCAGGAGCCUCGAACCUACCCGGUUCAAACCAUCCUGGUGUUUCAAGGGUUCGGGUCAUCUCGACCGAAACAUGUUCAGUCCUUGAGGAUGAGCAGAUACCUGGAGGGACAAAAUUGUUGAAGCACUUGCAAGGGAAAGUUAGAGUUGAGGAGAGUGUGAUGAGUGCAGCAGCAGAAGCUGUGAGAGAAGCAAUGUCUAGCCUUUUGAUGAAGAAGCAGUACUCGGACGAGAAGAGAGAGUUCAGAAAAAGAACCAGAAAUGAUAAGAAAACCACACUCUGA